Molecule: messenger RNA, 2009 nt
Organism: Theobroma cacao (cacao)
Lineage: Eukaryota; Viridiplantae; Streptophyta; Magnoliopsida; Malvales; Malvaceae
Gene: XT2
Product: UDP-xylosyltransferase 2
Biological process (GO): xyloglucan biosynthetic process
Cellular component (GO): membrane; endosome; trans-Golgi network
Molecular function (GO): hexosyltransferase activity; UDP-xylosyltransferase activity; xyloglucan 6-xylosyltransferase activity
Source: RefSeq, a predicted model, not a curated record
ACGUCUCAUCCCACAGUUUUUCAAUUCAUCGCGGCGGGUCCAGCCAUCUUCCUUCCAACAGCUGUCUUCAAAUUUCGUGUCGGAAAACAAAUCACGCCCUUAGCUUAAACUUAAGCUCUGUAAUAUGCUUUGGAUCACAGAAAAACGCGCUUUUCGUCCUUGAAAAAAACCUCUGAACCCCUCUCAAAACCUUCCAAAUCCAAAUCCCAGAGUUCUCAAUUCUCCGAUUCGGCAUUGUUUUGGGUUGAACCGAGAGCGAAUCGGGCUCAGAACCGGAAAAUGAUAGACAAGUGUUUGGGAGCUCAAAGAUCUAGAAAGAUCCAGAGAGCUCUCCGUCACUGCAAGGUCACCAUCCUCUGCCUCGUCCUCACUCUUGUCGUCCUACGUGGCACUAUCGGCGCUGGUAAAUUCGGAACUCCAGAGCAAGACUUCAUCGAGAUCCGCGACCACUUCUAUUCACGGAAACGAGCCGAGCCGCAUCGCGUCCUUGAAGAAGUCCAAACGACGUCUUCGAAUAACCACGCCGCCACCGCCACCGACACCGACACCGACGCCGGCACCAAUAAUUACAACGAAUUCGACAUAAAUAAGAUCUUGGUCGACGAGGAAUCCGACGACUCGAAACUCGACCGCAACAGGCCCUAUUCUCUGGGUCCCAAAAUCUCCGAUUGGGACAAACAACGAUCUGAAUGGCUGAAAGAAAACCCUGAUUACCCUAAUUUCAUCGGUCCAAACAAACCAAGGGUUCUCUUAGUCACUGGUUCAUCUCCUAAACCGUGUGAGAACCCGGUCGGUGAUCAUUACUUAUUGAAAUCGAUCAAGAACAAGAUCGAUUACUGUAGAUUACACGGGAUCGAGAUAUUUUAUAACAUGGCGCUUUUAGAUGCGGAAAUGGCAGGGUUUUGGGCCAAAUUACCGUUGAUUCGAAAGCUUUUGCUUUCGCAUCCAGAGGUGGAGUUUCUUUGGUGGAUGGAUAGUGACGCAAUGUUUACCGAUAUGGCAUUUGAGGUUCCUUGGGAAAGGUAUAAAGACUCGAACUUGGUUAUGCACGGUUGGAAUGAGAUGGUUUAUGAUCAAAAGAAUUGGAUUGGGUUAAAUACUGGGAGUUUUUUGUUGAGGAAUGGGCAAUGGGCACUUGAUAUUCUUGAUGCUUGGGCUCCUAUGGGUCCUAAAGGGAAGAUUAGGGAAGAAGCCGGGAAGGUUUUGACUCGGGAACUUAAGGAUCGGCCGGUUUUCGAAGCGGAUGAUCAGUCUGCUAUGGUUUACUUGUUGGCUACUCAAAGGGUGAAGUGGGGUGAUAAGGUUUAUUUAGAGAGUGCUUAUUAUUUGCAUGGUUAUUGGGGAAUUUUGGUUGAUAGGUAUGAGGAAAUGAUUGAGAAUUAUCAUCCAGGUUUAGGUGAUCAUCGUUGGCCAUUGGUGACUCACUUUGUGGGAUGUAAGCCUUGUGGGAAGUUCGGGGAUUACCCAGUUGAGAGGUGCUUGAAGCAGAUGGAUAGAGCAUUCAAUUUUGGGGAUAAUCAGAUUCUUCAGAUUUAUGGGUUUACUCAUAAGUCUUUGGCUAGUAGAAGGGUUAAGAGAGUUCGAAACGAGACUGGUCAUCCGCUUGAGGUGAAAGAUGAACUUGGACUGCUUCAUCCAGCAUUUAAAGCGGUUAAGGUAUCCUCUUCUUGAUGAUAUAGGCUGUCUAUGAGAUCUUAUGCUGCUAAAUGAUAAGUUACAAUGUUCAAAUGUUGUGUAUGCAGUGGGAAUUUUAUGGUUUAGGUCUGGAGAAAUAGUAUUCUUUUGUUCCUUAUAUGUGUUUAAAUUAUAUGUUCUUAAUGCUUUCCAAAGGAAAACAGAGCCCAUUAUUUUGUCUGCAUCUAUUCAGUUUUGUAGUAUAUGAGCAAAUCGGUUCUGUCAAUAUUUUAACCUGGUGAUACAUUAUCGCUUGAUUUGUCAGCCAUAAAGUUGCUGCAUUGUAAUUCAAUCAAUUAGAUAAAUACUAAUACUAUUAUAAUAGUGAUGCAUCA